This is a messenger RNA of Sorex fumeus (smoky shrew), 1095 nucleotides long. RefSeq names its product transmembrane protein 249 (gene CATSPERQ). The transcript is spliced from 6 exons. Lineage: Eukaryota; Metazoa; Chordata; Mammalia; Eulipotyphla; Soricidae. The record is from RefSeq and is a predicted model, not a curated record. The coding region runs from base 1 to 927 and encodes 308 amino acids.
AUGUGGAUGCCGGAUUUCUCCCCGGUCACCGAGGCCUUCGGAACCCGUUGCCCAGGGCUCCCAGAAGCAGGCGCCGCGCGCGCGUGGCGGACCCUGAGGCGGCCCGCGGGCGAGGCGUCUGGAGCGGCUCGCAGCCCUGGACCUCCCGGUAAGCGUGCGGAGCGGCGCGGGGGGCGGCCCCGGGCCCGGCUGACGCUGUGCGUGGCGCAGGCGGGGGCCCAGCGACGGCGGCGGCGUGCGCGCGGCUUCUCGUUCCCCGUGUGCGAGGGCAAGCCCUUUCAGCUCUGGGCGCUCGGGCUCUGCAGCACCGAGCGCCACCUGGCCCGGCGGCUCAAGAGGAACAGCUUCUACCCAUUCACGCAAGUGCAGCCACAUGUCUUCGCGCUCGAGUACUACCGGGACUCGCUGUGGAAGGGGACGCUGCUCUUCGUUGUCUGCUUCCUCCUGGUCAGCUUCAACAUUGUGAGCCAGGUGCAGAAGCAGGAGACUUGGGGCUUGCCCGCGUGCGGCAUGGUCGUGGGGCUGUGGCUGGUGGUCUCCUCGCUACCUCGGCGGCGCCUGCUGCUGCACUGCAAGCGCGGCUACUACCACUUCUCCAUCCAAGGGCACACCGUGUAUCAGGGCCCCAUGCACCUUAUCUACGUCCGCCUGGCGCUCAGCUCAGACGUCCACGGAAAAUGCUUCUUCCAGCUGGUUUUGAGCGGCUACAAGCUGGAGCCACUGGUGCUGGUGCAGCUGUCCGAGCGCUACGAGCUAAUGGAGUACCUGGGCCGCCACAUCGCCCAGAAGCUCAACAUCAACUACUUCGACUGCCUGGCCUUGUCCUAUCGGCACGUGGUUCGGCACUGGCCGCUAUCACCCUACAUUGACAAAAGGGAGCGCAAGAAAGAAGGCUUCUACAGCUCCUUGACAGACCUGGACCUGUGAGGCCAGGUGCCUCACUGUAGCCCUCCCAGCACUGCCCUGUCCUUCCCUGUUGCCCACAGCCUCCUUUCCCACCAUCAAGCUCCUUCUUGGUUCCAGCCGGUGUUUUUCUCUGAACAGGGAGGGGCCCACUCUGAGUCCCUCCCUAGGUACCCCUGUGUCUGCAAGGAG